AUGAUUGGCGGAUUGUUGUGGUUAGCGAUGAUUUUUUGCCGUGAUGCGUCUAGAAUGGAAGGAUAUAAUGAGAGGUACAAUGAGAAAGAGAGUGGGGUUGACCUUCGAGAGUCUGUUGCAGUAGGAAUAGAUCUAGGAACCACGUAUAGUUGCAUAUGCGUGUGGAAGCCUUCUACAAAGGACACAGAGUUUGUGUAUGCAGAGAGUGGAGAGGAGACUUCACCGUCUGUAGUCAACUUUACGAAGGAGUUGGGACCUGAUGGAAAGUCACUGAAGUAUGAGGCGGUUGCUGGAUGGCCAGGAAGCCAGAGAUAUAAUGCAGAUGGCAAUGCAAACGCAUAUUUUUAUGCAUUUAAGAGGGCGAUGGGUAUUGAUGACCUGUCAAAUAUUGACAAGAAGGUUGAGGAGAUAAAGAAUAAUGCAUCUGUUCCUAUAUUUGUAGAGAAUGUUGGUGGAAAGCGAAGGGUUGCAUACAAGCUGCAGGAGGAUGGAAGUAAUGAGUAUCAGUCUGUAACACCUGAGGAGCUUUCAAGCCAUGUGCUAAGCAUGCUCAAGAGUUAUAUUUUGAAGGAUUAUAACAUCGAAGGGUUGACAAUUACUGUUCCUGCAUAUUUUAACCUUAACCAGGAGGCUGCAACAAGAGAAGCAGCAAAACUAGCAGGGCUUCCUACGCCGAUUAUAUGGAAAGAGCCAGCAGCAGCAGCGUUUGCAUAUACGCAUGACUUGACCAAGAAAGGCGUUUUUAAGAAUGAAGACCUGAACAGUGAUAUGAGCAUAUGUGUAUUUGAUCUUGGAGGAGGUACGUUUGAUGUUUCGAUUGUUGAGCCAUCUGAUAAGUUGAUGAUGGUGAUGGUCUAUGAAGGAGACAACUACCUGGGAGGAGAGAAUGUGAAUGACAAUCUGACAAAAUAUUUUGCAGACUACAUUAGGAAGCAGGUAGGAUUUGAUGUGAUGGCUAACCAGAACGUGAAGCUGAGACUGAGGAAUAUUGUAGAGAGUAUGAAGAUUGAGUUAUGUAACAAAGUUCGUGAGUCACCUGGAAGGAAAUCUAAUGAAUUGGUGAGCAGGCCAUUUAUUUAUGAAGGAGAGAAGUCGGUUGAGUUAAGCUUGUCGAAUGAGAAGUUUAAUGAGCUAAAUGAGGGAUUCUAUAUGAAGAUAAGAAAUGUGAUGAAUCGGUUACUUAACCAGGAUGGGAAAGGAAAUGGCGGAUAUGAUAAGAAUUUAGUGAGUAGGGUAUUGCUUGUUGGAGGGUCUACAAGGAUUCCGAAGGUGAUUGAUAUUGUCGAGGAGAUAUUUGGAGCCAAGAAGAUACAUUAUGAAGGAGUGGAUGCAGAUACGAUAGUUGCGAGAGGAGCAGCGCUACAUACUGCGCAGGAGAUUGGGAUGCUUGCAGAUAAGAUACAAACGAUUGAUACUAUUCCUCUUUCGCUUGGGAUAUGUACAGAAGAAGAUCGUUUUGAUCAGAUUAUUGCAAAGGGUGAGUUCAUACCUGCGCAUGGAUCAAAGGAGUUUACUACGGCAAGUGAUAAUCAAACAAAAGUUAGGAUACGCCUUGCACAAGGAGGAAUGGAGAGCUUUAAGCAGAAUAUAUAUAUUGGAGAUAUUGAGGUUGAUCUUCCAGGGAAUCAACCGAAAGGAAUGCCAAGAAUUGAGGUUUCGAUUGAUAUGGGAUCUGAUGGAAAGAUCCAAUUGAGGGCUGAAGACAAACAGACAGGAAAAAAUGCAAAGGCAGACUUUGACUCGAAUGUUGCCAAGAUGACUCCACAAGACAUCAAAAGGAUGGAGGAAAGAGUGUAUAGCGAAGAGAACAGGGAGUUGAAAGCGAAGAGAGAUGUCAUUAGACAAUUUGAACACAUUUUGGACAUGACUGAUAAGGGUGAAGACUUCAAUAAGAUUCCUGAGGAGGUGAAGAAGGAUGCGCUUGAGCACAUUGCAAAGAUGAAGCUAUGGCUUGAGAAGAACAAAGAGAGUUUAUCAAGAGUUGAAAUCGAGCAUAAGCUACAACAGUUUGUAGAUGAAAUGAAAGGAUAUGUGCCGUCUCAACCCAUUACAGAAGAGGUGCCAUCACAGCCCGUGCCCGAAGAAAAGGAAGCAGGAAGGGAGGAGCUUUGA
Ordospora colligata OC4 is the source of this 2112-nucleotide messenger RNA. RefSeq names its product Hsp70-like protein. Lineage: Eukaryota; Fungi; Microsporidia; Ordosporidae. Gene Ontology annotation, cellular component: cytoplasm. Gene Ontology annotation, biological process: cellular response to unfolded protein; protein refolding. The record is from RefSeq and is a predicted model, not a curated record. Gene Ontology annotation, molecular function: ATP binding; misfolded protein binding; ATP-dependent protein folding chaperone. Bases 1 to 2112 code for a protein of 703 amino acids. The transcript has a single exon.